AGGACAACGGGCGUCGCCGGCGCCGUGUGACUCCGGGCUGUGGGCGCGCUCGCGGUCGUUCGGCCAUGGUUUUCUCAAAUAGUGAUGAAGGCCUUAUUAACAAAAAGUUGCCCAAAGAACUUCUCUUAAGAAUAUUUUCCUUCUUGGACAUAGUAACUUUGUGCCGAUGUGCACAGAUUUCCAAGGCUUGGAACAUCUUAGCCCUGGAUGGAAGCAACUGGCAAAGAAUAGAUCUUUUUAACUUUCAAACAGAUGUAGAGGGUCGAGUGGUAGAAAAUAUCUCAAAGAGAUGUGGUGGAUUCCUGAGAAAGCUCAGCUUGCGAGGCUGCAUUGGUGUUGGGGAUUCCUCUUUGAAGACCUUUGCACAGAACUGCCGAAACAUUGAACAUUUAAACCUCAAUGGGUGCACAAAAAUCACUGACAGCACGUGUUACAGCCUUAGCAGAUUCUGUUCCAAGCUGAAACACCUGGACCUGACCUCCUGCGUGUCUAUUACAAACAGCUCCUUAAAGGGCAUCAGUGAGGGCUGCCGAAAUCUGGAGUACCUGAACCUCUCUUGGUGUGAUCAGAUCACAAAGGAUGGCAUUGAAGCGCUGGUACGGGGUUGUCAAGGCCUAAAAGCCCUGCUCCUGAGGGGCUGCACACAGUUAGAAGAUGAAGCUCUGAAGCACAUUCAGAAUUAUUGCCAUGAGCUUGUGAGCCUCAACUUACAGUCCUGCUCACGCAUCACGGAUGAAGGCGUGGUGCAGAUAUGCAGGGGCUGCCACCGGCUGCAGGCCCUCUGCCUUUCGGGUUGCAGCAACCUCACUGACGCAUCUCUUACGGCCCUGGGUCUGAACUGCCCGAGACUGCAAAUUUUGGAGGCUGCCCGAUGCUCCCAUUUGACUGAUGCAGGCUUUACACUUUUAGCUCGGAAUUGCCAUGACCUGGAGAAGAUGGAUCUGGAAGAAUGCAUCCUGAUAACCGACAGCACGCUCAUCCAGCUCUCCAUUCACUGUCCUAAGCUACAAGCCCUGAGCCUUUCUCACUGUGAGCUCAUCACAGAUGAUGGGAUCCUGCACCUGAGCAACAGCACCUGUGGCCAUGAGAGGCUGCGGGUAUUAGAGUUGGACAACUGUCUUCUCAUCACUGACGUGGCUCUGGAACAUCUAGAGAACUGCCGUGGCCUGGAGCGCCUUGAGCUGUAUGACUGCCAGCAGGUCACUCGAGCAGGCAUCAAGCGGAUGCGGGCUCAGCUCCCUCAUGUCAAAGUCCAUGCCUACUUUGCUCCUGUCACCCCACCAACAGCAGUGGCAGGAAGUGGACAGCGACUGUGUAGGUGCUGUGUUAUUCUCUGACAGCCCACUGCUCAGGCCCAAGGGGUGAUGAGGUGUCUCUUCUUGUAGAGAAGACCAGUCUUCAUGAUUACUCCAUCAUUACCCAAAUCUCUUGCUUCUCCACUGGGAAAGGCAUUUACAGGUAAAAGCCUUCAGUAUGGAUUGGAGUAACUCUGGUGAUAGUGUUUCACCUUUAUUUUGCUGUGAUGCAAUCAAAACUUUGUGUCCAUUAACAUAUGGCAAGAGUGGUCUUGAUGCAGCCAAGAUCACACAAGAAACCUGGAUCCCUUAUGAGGUGGGUACCUAUCUCGGUACAAAAGUCCUACCCUUGGCUUUAUCAGCAUUCCUCAAUCAGACCAUCAGUGUUAGCACAAAUUGAGCAGAAAAAUAUAACCUGUUGAUUUUCUACCUGAUCCUUAAGCCAGUGGCCUACUUUAAUCCACAGUAAUUACAUUUUGAUUAGCUGGACUUUUCACUUUGAAGAUUAAAUAGCAAUUUUAUCAAAGUGACUGUUAUGCAAAUUCAUAAUACCCAAAUAGUUUUAUAUGUAGAAACUUAUGUGGAAGGCAUGAUAAUAGGUUUCCAUGAGACACCAAAGAAAUAAGGACUCUAAACUGGGUGAAGCAGGGUCUUCACCUUUGUUAUCAGCCUGUCAUAUCCACCUCCAGGGACCAAAACAAAACAAAAGCAACUCAGUUUGUGUUGCCUGAUUGGAAAUUACAAGCUCUGGCAUAUGCUACAGCACAUAAUGCAUUUUUAUUAUAGGGAAUAAAGCUAAUUAUUCCAUACUUCUCACCAAAUAUGGGGGAUCUAAAGAAACAGGAAUUAAGGCUUAAGUUAUCUCUAGUAUACAAUUAAAAACAAUGAAUGGAUGCAUGUAGAAUGGAUGUGAUUUUUUUUUUUUAUUUUUAAAUUUUAAAAAUCAGGUUACACCAAAACUAUUCAAAAAUUUUACACACUUAAAACUCAGAAAAGUGUUGGCACCUUUUGGACUCACAAUAUAAAAAUGAAUAAACCAUUGCAAUACUU
This is a messenger RNA of Marmota flaviventris (yellow-bellied marmot), 2345 nucleotides long. It is a transcript of the gene Fbxl2, whose product is annotated as F-box and leucine rich repeat protein 2. Gene Ontology annotation, cellular component: cytoplasm. The record is from RefSeq and is a predicted model, not a curated record. Gene Ontology annotation, molecular function: protein binding. Lineage: Eukaryota; Metazoa; Chordata; Mammalia; Rodentia; Sciuridae.